Gracilinanus agilis (Agile Gracile Mouse Opossum) is the source of this 8189-nucleotide messenger RNA. RefSeq names its product inositol 1,4,5-trisphosphate receptor type 2 (gene ITPR2). Gene Ontology annotation, molecular function: inositol 1,4,5 trisphosphate binding; inositol 1,4,5-trisphosphate-gated calcium channel activity. Gene Ontology annotation, cellular component: membrane; endoplasmic reticulum. Bases 80 to 8080 code for a protein of 2666 amino acids. NCBI's taxonomy places the organism in Eukaryota, Metazoa, Chordata, Mammalia, Didelphimorphia, Didelphidae. Gene Ontology annotation, biological process: calcium ion transmembrane transport. The record is from RefSeq and is a predicted model, not a curated record. The transcript is spliced from 56 exons.
AAGAGGGUGUCGAAGGGCAUUGGGGGAUCCUCACCAAAACCAUUAAAAAAGGAACACUCGCUUUAGAAAAUGAGACAGCAUGUCUGACAAAAUGUCCAGUUUUCUAUACAUCGGGGACAUCGUGUCCCUGUAUGCCGAGGGCUCCGUCAACGGCUUCAUCAGCACCCUGGGGCUAGUGGAUGACAGAUGUGUGGUGCAUCCGGAAGCAGGCGAUCUAGCCAACCCUCCCAAGAAAUUCAGAGAUUGCCUUUUCAAAGUGUGUCCUAUGAACCGAUAUUCUGCACAGAAACAAUACUGGAAGGCCAAGCAAGCCAAACAAGGAAACCACACAGAAGCAGCCUUGCUUAAGAAAUUACAGCAUGCUGCAGAACUGGAACAAAAGCAAAAUGAAUCAGAGAACAGGAAGCUGUUGGGAGAAAUUGUUAAAUAUAGUAAUGUGAUACAACUACUACACAUAAAAAGCAACAAGUACCUAACAGUCAACAAGCGCCUGCCUGCCUUACUGGAGAAGAAUGCCAUGCGUGUGUCCUUGGAUGCAGCGGGAAAUGAAGGGUCUUGGUUUUAUAUUCAUCCCUUUUGGAAACUGAGGAGUGAAGGUGACAAUAUUGUGGUAGGAGAUAAAGUUGUGUUGAUGCCAGUCAAUGCUGGACAGCCACUACAUGCAAGUAACAUAGAGCUUCUAGACAACCCAGGAUGUAAAGAGGUUAAUGCUGUUAAUUGCAACACUAGCUGGAAAAUCACUUUGUUCAUGAAAUACAGUUGCUACCGUGAAGAUGUUCUCAAAGGGGGUGAUGUUGUUAGAUUGUUUCAUGCAGAACAAGAAAAGUUUCUGACCUGUGAUGAAUAUGAGAAAAUACAAUAUAUUUUUCUUCGUACGACUUUGCGUCAGUCAGCUACAUCUGCCACAAGUUCUAAAGCACUCUGGGAAAUUGAGCUCAAUCCGGAUUAUCGAGAUGCCAAUAAUGAAGGAAAAGUGGUGAGAGAUGGUGACCUUCUUACUUCAAAGAAGAAACGCCAAGCAGGGGAGAAGAUUAUGUAUACUUUGGUCUCUGUACCACAUGGAAAUGACAUUGCAUCACUCUUUGAAUUAGAUGCUACCACUCUUCAGAGAGCUGAUUGCCUAGUGCCAAGGAACUCAUAUGUUCGGUUGAGACAUUUGUGCACCAAUACAUGGGUAACCAGCACGAGUAUCCCUAUAGACACCGAUGAAGAGAGACCUGUAAUGCUGAAGAUUGGAACUUGCCAAACAAAAGAAGAUAAAGAAGCUUUUGCCAUUGUGUCAGUUCCUCUCUCGGAAGUUCGGGAUUUAGAUUUUGCCAAUGAUGCAAACAAAGUCUUAGCAUCCACAGUGAAAAAAAUGGAGAAUGGAGCAAUAACUCAGAAUGAAAGACGAUUUGUAACAAAGUUAUUGGAAGAUCUCAUUUUCUUUGUUGCUGAUGUUCCUAAUAAUGGACAAGAUGUUCUGGAUGUGGUAAUCACCAAGCCAAAUCGGGAAAGGCAAAAAUUAAUGAGGGAGCAGAACAUAUUGGCACAAGUGUUUGGAAUUCUUAAAGCUCCUUUUAAGGACAGAGGGGGAGAAGGUUCAAUGCUGAGACUUGAAGAUCUGGGGGACCAGAGAUAUGCUCCCUACAAGUACAUGUUGAGGCUCUGUUAUCGAGUUCUUAGACAUUCCCAGCAGGACUAUCGGAAAAACCAGGAAUAUAUUGCGAAGAAUUUCUGUGUCAUGCAAUCCCAGAUUGGUUAUGAUAUUUUGGCAGAAGAUACUAUCACAGCUUUGUUGCACAACAACAGAAAACUACUAGAAAAACAUAUCACAGCAAAAGAAAUUGAAACAUUUGUUAAUUUACUCCGGAGGAACCGGGAGCCAAGAUUUUUGGAUUAUUUAUCAGACUUGUGUGUAUCUAAUACCACUGCCAUACCAGUGACUCAAGAACUCAUCUGCAAAUUUAUGCUGAGUCCAGGAAAUGCUGACAUCCUCAUUCAAACCAAGUUGGUUUCCAUGCAAAUAGACAAUCCUUUGGAGUGCUCCAUCCUGUCAGAUGAUAUCGAUGAUGAAGAAGUUUGGCUCUAUUGGAUUGACAGCAACAAGGAACCUCAUGGCAAAGCUAUCCGGCAUCUUGCACAAGAGGCUAAAGAAGGCACAAAGGCUGAUUUAGAAGUCCUCACCUAUUAUAGGUACCAAUUGAACCUCUUUGCAAGGAUGUGUUUGGAUCGCCAGUAUCUGGCCAUAAACCAGAUUUCUACCCAGCUUUCAGUGGACUUGAUCUUACGCUGUAUGUCAGACGAAAGCCUGCCAUAUGACCUGCGAGCCUCUUUUUGCCGCCUCAUGCUUCACAUGCAUGUGGAUAGAGAUCCCCAAGAAUCAGUGGUCCCUGUUCGCUAUGCAAGACUGUGGACGGAAAUACCUACCAAGAUCACAAUAUAUGAAUAUGAUUCUAUUACAGACUCUUCGAGAAAUGAUAUGAAGAGGAAAUUUGCACUGACAAUGGAAUUUGUUGAAGAAUACUUGAAAGAGGUUGUAAACCAGCCAUUUCCUUUUGGUGAUAAAGAGAAAAACAAGCUUACAUUUGAGGUGGUGCACUUGGCUCGAAAUCUUAUUUACUUUGGAUUUUAUAGUUUUAGUGAGUUGCUAAGACUGACAAGAACACUUCUGGCUAUUCUGGAUAUUGUACAGGGACCCAUGUCAUCCUACCUUGAAAGAUUAAGCAAAUUUCAAGAUGGAGGGAAUAAUGUCAUGCGAACUAUCCAUGGUGUUGGAGAGAUGAUGACCCAAAUGGUACUCAGUAGGGGAUCUAUCUUUCCCAUGUCUGUGCCUGACGUACAGCCCAAUACCCAUGCAAUCAAACAAGCAAGUACUAUCGAUAAUGAAGAUGUAACUGUUAUGGACACGAAACUAAAGAUAAUUGAAAUUUUACAGUUUAUUCUGAGCGUUAGACUAGACUAUAGGAUCUCAUAUAUGCUGUCUAUCUAUAAGAAAGAAUUUGGAGACAAUAAUGAAAAUCCUGAAAACUCUACUACUACUCCCCCUGACACACCACUUUCAUCAGCUAUUGUUCCUGAUAUAGAUGAAAUUGCAGCCCAGGCAGAGACCAUGUUUGCUGGGAGAAAAGAAAAAAAUCCAGUACAACUUGAUGAUGAAGGAGGAAGGACAUUUUUACGAGUUCUUAUUCAUCUAAUCAUGCACGAUUAUCCUCCUUUACUAUCAGGAGCCCUGCAGUUGUUAUUUAAGCACUUCAGUCAAAGAGCAGAAGUUUUACAGGCUUUUAAACAGGUACAGUUAUUAGUAUCUAAUCAAGAUGUAGACAACUACAAACAAAUCAAAGCUGACCUAGAUCAACUACGACUGACUGUGGAAAAAUCUGAGCUGUGGGUUGAGAAGAGUAGCAGCUAUGAAAAUGGAGAAAUGAGUGAAAGUCAAGUAAAAGGGGGAGAAGAGCCAAAUGAGGAAUCAAAUAUUUUAAGUCCAGUGCAAGAUGGAACCAAGAAACCUCAAAUUGACAGUAAUAAGAGCAACAAUUACAAGAUUGUAAAAGAGAUUUUAAUCAGAUUAAGCAAACUCUGUGUCCAGAAUAAAAAGUGUCGAAAUCAGCAUCAACGUUUGCUUAAAAAUAUGGGAGCUCAUUCAGUGGUGUUGGACCUUCUACAGAUACCCUAUGAAAAGUCUGAUGAAAAGAUGAAUGAAGUAAUGAAUUUAGCCCAUACAUUUCUACAGAAUUUCUGUCGGGGAAAUCCUCAGAAUCAGGUUCUUCUCCAUAAACAUCUCAAUUUGUUUUUAACUCCUGGUCUUCUUGAAGCAGAAACAAUGCGACACAUUUUCAUGAACAACUACCAUCUGUGCAAUGAGAUUAGCGAGAGAGUCGUGCAGCACUUUGUACACUGUAUUGAGACACAUGGUCGCCAUGUAGAAUACCUGAGGUUUUUACAAACAAUUGUAAAAGCAGAUGGCAAAUAUGUGAAAAAAUGCCAGGAUAUGGUAAUGACAGAGUUAAUAAAUGGAGGUGAAGAUGUGCUGAUAUUUUACAAUGAUCGAGCAUCAUUUCCUAUCCUUCUCCAAAUGAUGUGUUCUGAGAGAGACCGAGGAGAUGACAGUGGACCUUUAGCCUACCAUGUAACCCUUGUGGAAUUAUUGGCAGCAUGUACUGAGGGAAAAAAUGUAUACACUGAAAUCAAGUGCAACUCUCUUCUGCCUCUGGAUGAUAUUGUGAGAGUAGUAGCCCAUGAUGACUGUAUUCCUGAGGUUAAGAUUGCAUAUGUGAAUUUUGUUAAUCACUGUUACGUGGAUACUGAAGUGGAAAUGAAAGAAAUCUAUACUAGUAAUCACAUUUGGAAAUUGUUUGAGAACUUUCUUGUUGAUAUGGCAAGGGUCUGCAAUACAACUACAGAUAGGAAACAUGCAGACAUCUUUUUAGAGAAGUGUGUAACAGAGCCAAUCAUGAAUAUUGUGAGUGGCUUCUUUAAUUCUCCCUUCUCAGACAACAGCACAAGUCUUCAGACUCAUCAACCAGUUUUUAUUCAACUCCUUCAGUCUGCCUUUAGAAUUUACAACUGUACCUGGUUAAACCCAGUACAAAAAGCUUCAGUGGAGUCAUGUAUCAAAACAUUGGCCGAAGUGGCAAAGAAUCGUGGCAUUGCAAUUCCAGUGGAUUUAGACAGUCAAGUCAAUACUUUAUUCAUGAAGAGCCAUUCCAAUAUGGUACAGAGAGCAGCCAUGGGAUGGAGAAUGUCAGCUCGUAGUGGACCACGCUUUAAAGAAGCACUUGGAGGGCCUGCAUGGGAUUAUAGGAACAUAAUUGAAAAGUUGCAGGAUGUGGUGGGUUCUUUAGAACAGCAGUUCAGCCCCAUGAUGCAGGCUGAAUUCUCAGUGUUGGUUGAUGUGCUAUACAGCCCAGAACUUCUGUUUCCUGAGGGAAGUGACGCAAGGAUAAGAUGUGGUGCUUUCAUGUCCAAGUUGAUUAAUCAUACAAAGAAGCUCAUGGAGAAAGAAGAAAAGCUCUGCAUUAAAAUUCUUCAGACAUUAAGAGAAAUGCUAGAGAAGAAAGAUAGCUUUGUGGAAGAGGGGAGCACAUUGAGGAAAAUACUAUUAAAUCGUUAUUUUAAAGGUGAUUAUGGGACUGGUGUGAAUGGACACCUAUCAGGGACCUACAGCAAAACUGGGCAAGGAAACUUUUCUGGACAAGAUUCAGAUAAGAUGGGGAUAUCUGUAUCUGAUAUUCAAUGUCUUCUGGAUAAAGAAGGUGCAUCUGAACUUGUCAUAGAUGUUAUAGUGAACACCAAAAAUGAUAAGAUUUUUUCUGAAGGAAUUUUGCUUGGCAUUGCAUUGCUUGAAGGAGGAAAUACUCAAACACAGUAUUCAUCUUACCAGCAACUGCAUGAACAAAAAAAAUCUGAAAAGUUCUUUAAAGUCUUAUAUGACCAUAUGAAGGCUGCUCAGAAAGAGAUACGAUCAACUGUGACGGUGAAUACUAUAGACUUAGGCAGCAAGAAGAAGGAUGAUGAUAAUGAUCUGAUAGCAUCUAGUCCAAGAAUGAGAGUAAGAGAUCCAUCUUUGCAUUUAAAAGAGGGAAUGAAAGGGCAGUUAACAGAAGCAUCUUCAGCAACAUCCAAAGCAUACUGUGUAUAUAGAAGAGAAAUGGAUCCAGAAAUAGAUCUUAUGUGCACAGGAACAGAUGCUGGAAAUACAGAUGAAAAAUCUGCUGAUGAAGUAACAAUGAGUCCUACUAUUGCAAUCAUGCAACCAAUUCUGAGAUUUCUUCAACUUCUUUGUGAGAAUCAUAACCGAGAACUACAGAACUUCUUGAGGAAUCAAAACAACAAAACAAAUUAUAACCUUGUUUGUGAGACUCUUCAGUUCUUAGAUUGCAUCUGUGGAAGUACAACUGGUGGGUUAGGUCUGUUGGGGUUGUAUAUCAAUGAGAGGAAUGUAGCUCUAGUCAACCAGACCCUGGAGAGUUUAACUGAAUAUUGCCAAGGACCUUGCCAUGAAAAUCAGACUUGUAUUGCUACCCAUGAAUCUAAUGGCAUUGAUAUCAUUAUUGCACUGAUACUGAAUGACAUAAACCCUCUUGGUAAAUAUCGAAUGGACUUGGUGCUUCAGCUCAAGAAUAAUGCCUCUAAGCUUUUGCUGGCGAUUAUGGAAAGCAGACAUGACAGUGAGAAUGCUGAGAGAAUUCUUUUUAACAUGAGACCAAGGGAACUGGUGGAUGUCAUGAAGAAUGCCUAUAAUCAGGGUGUAGAAUGUGAUCAUGAAGAUGAUCGUGGAGAUGAUGGUAUUUCACCAAAAGAUGUUGGACACAAUAUCUAUAUUCUGGCCCACCAGCUGGCUCGCCAUAAUAAAGCAUUACAGCAGAUGCUUAAACCAGGGUCCGAUCCAGAAGAAGGAGAUGAAGCUUUAAAAUACUAUGCCAACCACACAGCACAAAUUGAAAUUGUUCGUCAUGAUAGAACUAUGGAACAGAUUGUUUUUCCUGUUCCUAAUAUAUGUGAAUACCUCACUCGAGAAUCCAAAAGUCGUGUGUUCAACACAACUGAGAGAGAUGAACAAGGAAGCAAAGUGAAUGACUUUUUCCAACAGACUGAGGAUCUUUACAAUGAAAUGAAAUGGCAGAAAAAAAUCAGGAAUAAUCCUGCACUGUUCUGGUUCUCUAGACACAUAUCUCUCUGGGGGAGCAUUUCAUUCAAUUUGGCUGUGUUCAUCAAUUUAGCUGUUGCUCUUUUCUAUCCAUUUGGAGAUGAUGGUGAUGAAGGUACACUUUCUCCAUUGUUCUCAGUCCUCCUCUGGAUAGCAGUUGCAAUCUGUACAUCUAUGCUGUUUUUCUUCCCCAAACCUUUUGGUAUACGACCGUUUCUUGUGUCCAUAAUGCUCAGAUCUAUAUAUACAAUAGGACUUGGACCUACACUGAUACUUCUUGGAGCUGCUAAUCUUUGUAACAAAAUAGUAUUUCUGGUAAGCUUUGUUGGAAAUCGUGGAACAUUUACUCGUGGGUACCGAGCAGUUAUCAUGGACAUGGCCUUUCUCUACCAUGUAGCAUAUGUCUUGGUCUGUAUGCUGGGUCUUUUUGUCCAUGAGUUCUUCUACAGUUUCUUGCUUUUUGAUUUGGUGUAUAGAGAGGAGACCUUGCUCAAUGUUAUAAAAAGUGUCACCCGAAAUGGUCGCUCUAUUAUUCUGACUGCAGUCCUUGCUCUCAUCCUUGUUUACUUGUUUUCCAUUAUUGGAUUCCUGUUUUUGAAAGAUGACUUUACAAUGGAAGUGGAUAGACUGAAAAACAGAACACCUAUUACAGGUAGUAAUGAAGUUCCUACGAUGACGCUAACUUCAAUCAUGGGAGCAUGUGCUAAGGAGAAUUGCUCACCCACAAUACCAAUUUCAAGUACAGUUGAGGAAGAUGAUGAAGAUGGGAUAGAACGGACCUGUGACACACUCCUGAUGUGCAUUGUUACUGUGUUAAACCAGGGCCUGAGGAAUGGUGGUGGUGUAGGAGAUGUUUUGAGAAAACCUUCUAAGGAUGAACCCCUGUUUGCUGCUAGAGUGGUUUAUGACCUUCUCUUUUAUUUUAUUGUCAUCAUUAUUGUCCUGAACUUGAUUUUUGGUGUUAUCAUUGAUACAUUUGCUGAUCUCAGAAGUGAAAAACAGAAAAAGGAAGAAAUUCUAAAGACAACCUGCUUCAUCUGCGGACUUGAAAGGGACAAGUUCGAUAAUAAAACUGUAUCAUUUGAGGAGCAUAUUAAAUCUGAACACAAUAUGUGGCAUUAUUUGUACUUCAUAGUUCUGGUGAAAGUUAAAGACCCAACUGAAUACACGGGACCUGAAAGUUAUGUAGCUCAGAUGAUUGCGGAGAAGAACUUGGACUGGUUUCCCCGGAUGCGGGCCAUGUCUCUGGUUAGCAAUGAAAGUGACAGUGAGCAAAAUGAAAUUAGAAAUCUGCAAGAGAAAUUAGAAUCAACCAUGAGUCUGGUCAAACAGCUCUCUGGUCAGCUGGCUGAGCUCAAGGAACAGAUGACAGAACAAAGGAAAAAUAAGCAGAGACUGGGCUUUCUUGGAUCAAACACACCCCAUGUGAAUCAUCACAUGCCACUGCACUGAUACCAUGGGGGGAAGCCGUGACUAGCCUUUCAUCAGCAUCCCUGCUUGAUUACAGAAUAAAGAACUGAGCUCGAGGGGAGUGAACAGUGCCUAUUGUUACAAACUUAAA